Molecule: messenger RNA, 2239 nt
Organism: Melitaea cinxia (Glanville fritillary)
Lineage: Eukaryota; Metazoa; Arthropoda; Insecta; Lepidoptera; Nymphalidae
Gene: klhl10
Product: kelch-like protein 10
Exons: 13
Coding region: 1-1971 (656 amino acids)
Molecular function (GO): protein binding
Source: RefSeq, a predicted model, not a curated record
AUGGAAAACGACCCGAAUAACACAACGGCGGGUCGCGAGACUGGGCGAUGCAUGUCGGUGGCUGCGAUGCAGGCUCUGCACCGGCUGCGUGAGUGUCGGCUGCUCUGCGACGCCAUAGUGCGCGCGGACGAUGGCGCCGCUUUCCCCGUUCACCGCGCCAUACUCUCGGCCUGCAGCCCAUAUUUUUUGGCCUUAUUUACAACUACAUUACAUUCACGAGAGCAAAGCGAUGUGUUAAUAUCGGGUGUCGGUUCAGAAAUUCUUCUUCUUCUAAUCGAAUACGCUUACCUUCGGCGCAUUGAAGUCACUGAUGUUAACGUACACGAGCUCCUGAUGACGGCCGAUUACCUCGCCUUCCUUGGAGUUCUUCAACUUUGUUGUGAUCACCUAAGGAGUUCGCUUAGCCCUAAGAACUGUCUAGGUAUUAUGAUGUUUGCCAGACGAGUAUUUUGCUAUAAAUUAGAAGCUGAUGCCCGACGUUACUUGUUGCGUUAUUUUGUGACAGUCGCGACACAGAGUAACGAGUUUCUUCAUUUGCCAAUCGAUGAAUUAAACAGCAUCAUAUUUGAGGACGAGUUGAAUGUUAAGAGCGAGGAGGUCGUAUGGGAAGCUGUAUUGCGUUGGGUAAAUUACGAUCCAGAUGUACGUUGGCAUCAUACUGUUAAACUGAUGGGCAGUAUACGACUAGGAUUACUGGAUACUCAAUUCUUUUUAGAAAACGUCAAAGAUCAUCCAUACGUAACGGGAAAUGAAAGUUCGCGUCCUAUAAUUAUUGAGACUCUUAAGUUCCUUUACGACCUGGAAAUGAUUGCCCAGCGAGACGGUGAGGUGGCGACUCCAGAAAUAGCACGUCCUCGAGUCCCACACGAGGUACUAUUCGCAAUUGGUGGCUGGAGUGGUGGUUCACCGACGGCUUUUAUAGAAACCUACGAUACACGAGCAGAUCGAUGGAUUAAGGUGGAAGAAGUUGACCCAGCCGGGCCUCGUGCUUAUCACGGCACAGCAGUAUUAGGUUAUUGUAUCUAUGUAAUAGGAGGGUUCGACGGAAUGGAUUAUUUUAACUCAUGUCGCUGUUUUGACGCAGUUUCCAAAACAUGGCGAGAGGUGGCUCCUAUGAAUGCGCGUCGAUGUUAUGUAUCUGUAGCUGUACUUGGUGAAACCAUAUAUGCGAUGGGUGGUUAUGAUGGUCAUCAUCGUCAGAAUACAGCGGAAAGAUUCAAUCACCGCACCAAUCAGUGGUCUCUUGUUGCUCCCAUGAGCGCUCAAAGAUCAGACGCAAGUGCUGCUGCUUUAGAAAAUAAGAUCUACAUAACGGGUGGAUUCAAUGGUCAAGAGUGCAUGAACAGUGUUGAAGUAUAUGAUCCUGAAACGAAUCAAUGGACGAAUUUAGCGCCUAUGCGGUCGCGGCGCUCCGGCGUCUCUUGUAUCGCGUACCACAACAAGAUCUAUGUGAUUGGUGGUUUCAAUGGUAUAUCGAGGAUGUGCAGUGGCGAGGUGUACGACCCCAACACGAACACGUGGUCGCCAGUGCCCGAUAUGUACAACCCACGGAGCAACUUCGCCAUUGAGGUCAUCGAUGAUAUGAUUUUUGCCAUUGGCGGAUUCAAUGGUGUCACAACCAUUUAUCACGUCGAGUGCUACGAUGAAAGAACCAACGAAUGGUACGAAGCGACUGAUAUGAAUAUAUACCGCUCGGCACUGUCAGCAUGCGUGAUCAUGGGACUCCCCAAUGUGUAUGAUUAUAUCCACAAACACCGUGAGCGCCUCAUGGAAGAGAAACGACAGAAGAUUUUGUUGUCAGAGACUGCUCGGCACGGUCAACAUCGCACUGCUUUGCCUGAUGUGCAUUUGAUAGAGGACAACGACGAUAUGCUGGAACAGCUUGGUUUGAUGGAAAAUCAGGCAAACAAUGAUGUACCGGUCCCACCGCCUCCGCCACCGCCACAGCCCAUGGAGCAAGAGAGAAAUUAACAUGCUGCACAAAAUUGGUAACAUACUACAAUAUAUAAAGAGUAACCCUCUAGCCUUAUUAUUAAGACGUUGAGAUGACAUUUAAUAGGUAGCAAUAUGUUUUUAAAAUUAUUACGGAGUCAAAGAUUAAUUUGUAAAACAUUUACAAUAUUGGCAUAUUUUUAUGUGAUAACUUUUCAUAUUAUUGUGAAUCAUAUCUGUAUUUUGGAUUAUUUUUAAACAGAUUGUAAUAAAUUUUUCGGAAAACUAUACGAUUUUAAGUUGUGAA